AAAAUCUAUUUUUUUUAAAAUUAAAACGUGUUUAUCCUGUGUACAACUUUAUGUGUGGUUUAUUGAAAGAGUUACCAUUGCCGCCCACAACCAUGAUACGUUCCAGCAGUCCCGCCAUGUCAGAGAUUUCUGUGGGAUCCCCCAGUCCACCACCCAUGCACCGAUCAUAUAUACUAAGCAGUAACUCCAAACUUCAUUCCCUGCAAAAUGGUUUGAAGAGAAUUAAAAAUACGCUGGAAACUUCACAAAAUGGGGAAUUUGUGGCGCCCUUGCCUCAGCGACGUAAAUCUAGUAAUGAGCGCGUCAAGAGUUUUUCCAUAGCUGAUAUUUUGGGUAAAAAAGAAGAAGACACCAAAUCAGGUGAAAGAAAAUCAACAACUCCACCACAAAUUAGUGUAAAUCCAAAUAUAUCUGGACCUGUAAUUGCCAAUGGUUUGCCAAUUUCUAUGGCUCCGGUUGUGCCUGCUGCAAAUUCUCUGAUAAUGUUGGAAUUACCAAAAGUCCUACCACCUCCAUGGACUGAUCCCACACGCCUGCCACCAAAUGUAACCUCGACCCAUAUACCAUCCCUAGCCCCCUUCUUUCCACCCGCGCUUCUCCACUACGAACAACGUUUAGCCUGGGACUAUCAGCGUCAGCUACAGGAACAUUUCCAUGCCCAGGCUCAAUUGCUGCGACAAAUGAGUUUAGAUCCCAAUAUUAUACCCUCUGAAGAUGGUUCGGAACGUGGUGGUUCUCGGGAUUCUAGUUCAGGAGGCAGUCGUUGUUGUUCACCUGAAGUUAAUGUGGCGAGUAGUGACGAGGAGGCCGACGAUGAUGAUAAUAACAGUGAGGACAGGGGUAAACGGCAAUCUCAACUCCAAGAACGUUUAUCACAGACCACGACGGAGGGAAGUAAUAAAGGAGCAUCAGAGAAAACUUCAAAAGUUCCAAGCGACACUCCAUUGGAUGCGUUAUUCCAGUUGUCCACCAAGAAUUUCGAUGAAGAUCAAGAUCCUGCUACGCUGAGUAUUUUUGCUACACGCCCCAAUCCCAAGAAGAAACGCAAAAGUCGCACAGCCUUUACAAAUCAUCAAAUAUUUGAAUUGGAAAAGCGAUUUCUCUAUCAAAAAUAUUUAUCUCCAGCUGAUCGUGAUGAAAUUGCUGCAGGUUUGGGUCUCUCAAAUGCUCAGGUCAUUACAUGGUUCCAAAAUAGACGUGCCAAACUGAAGCGGGACAUGGAGGAACUCAAAAAGGAUGUUGAAAGUGUGAAACAAUUGUCAGCUCAUAAAAGUUUUUUAGAAAAUGUUAAUGAUUUAAGUAUUUUAAAGACCCGACCAGUCAGCCGACAUCACCAGCCGCAUCCCCACUCUCAGCAGCAUUCGGAAAUCAGGCAUACAGCAGCAGCGGCUACACAUGGCAACCCUGGUACAUCAACAGGAGCAACAUCAGCAACAAUGCCGCCAACAGGACCUACCAUCAGUGUGCAACAGUCACCCAGUACAAUGCCAAUACUCCUUCACCCACACCUCCAGCCCCACAUUAUCCCAGUCCGGAACACGUGCAAUGAAAUUCGAGAACCUCAAACCCCCGUUACAGCAACAAUUAACGAUGCCAGUGAAGAAAGCAGUCAUGCCAAUGCAGGACAAUCAUCAUCACCACAUCAACCACCAACAACAACAACAACAACACGCAGCAUCAGUCAAAUCAACAACAGUCGAGGCUAAGAAGGAUAUCAAAUUUUUGAAAUUGUGCACCCUACUACACUAUCGCCACCAGGAGAAGCAAAGGAAUCCCGGUGUGUAGAUGGAACAGAAACGGAGAUUUCUCAUUUGCCAAAAAAAAGUAUUAAAUUUGAAAUUAGCUUGAUUUGUAAUGGAAACUCUUUCUCAUAUCUCUACAUAGACAUGUGUACGUUCAUUAUCAUUAUGAGUUCUAAAAUCGAAAAUAAUUGUGUAAAGUUACAUAAAUCCAUAUAUGUAAAAUAUUUGUGAAAAAUAUAGGUCAUUCCUAGUUAAAUAAAUUUGAGAGAAAUAAAUAAAAUGUAGUCGGUGUUGUCAGUUGUGGUUAC
Messenger RNA from Musca domestica (house fly), 2050 nucleotides. Its product is annotated as homeobox protein Nkx-2.3. Gene Ontology annotation, molecular function: DNA binding; DNA-binding transcription factor activity, RNA polymerase II-specific. The transcript has 3 exons. Gene Ontology annotation, biological process: regulation of DNA-templated transcription. Bases 51 to 1706 code for a protein of 551 amino acids. The record is from RefSeq and is a predicted model, not a curated record. Lineage: Eukaryota; Metazoa; Arthropoda; Insecta; Diptera; Muscidae.